UCUGGAUCUCCUAUAUGAUUCCAUUAUAUAUACACUAGAGUAGUUACCUUACCUAAUUGAAAGCGCAUCACAUUCACAAUCAAAUUGAUUCUCAAGAAUUAUAAUUAAUGGCUUCGCAGCUGCCGUCAUAUUAUCCAUUCAACGAAUUUACGCCGCCGCCGUCGUAUCCGCCAUUGGCCGCCGGCUCUCUCUGGGUCGAAGACUAUCCGCCUUAUGAUCAAUCGUCCGAGUUAGACGGCGGCGGCGGCGGCAAUUAUAAUCCCGGGUUCAAGUUCCGGCCGACCGACGAGGAGCUGAUCAUCCACUACCUUCAGCCGGAGUUUCUUAAUGCCUCUCUGCCGCAGACAAGGAUCAUCAAUCAUGCAGAUAUCUACGACUACGAGCCACACCAGCUUUCUGGUUUGGUUAACGAAGAUCAUGGAGAUGGGAAGAUGUAUUUCUAUACUUGGAUAAAGAAGAUUGGAAAAUCCAAGACAGAUCGAAGCAUAAAAUCGAAGAAGGGGAAUUGGAAGCCAACUCAGGCCCCCAAAGAAAUCAAGGGUAGUAGAAGUGGAAGUAUCAUUGGGUACAAAACAUCUUUUAAGUAUUAUGAAGGCAAACAGAAAACCCAAUGGCUGAUGCAAGAAUACAAGCUCAACACUUCACACCAUUCUUCUCGACAACUUGUGCUCGCAGUAGUCUACUUUCAUCGCCAGAAAAGCAGAGGCGACAACAACAAUGACUGCUGA
Molecule: messenger RNA, 728 nt
Organism: Salvia miltiorrhiza (redroot sage)
Lineage: Eukaryota; Viridiplantae; Streptophyta; Magnoliopsida; Lamiales; Lamiaceae
Product: putative NAC domain-containing protein 94
Exons: 2
Coding region: 108-728 (206 amino acids)
Biological process (GO): regulation of DNA-templated transcription
Molecular function (GO): DNA binding
Source: RefSeq, a predicted model, not a curated record